Messenger RNA from Formica exsecta, 6846 nucleotides. RefSeq lists its product as uncharacterized. The record is from RefSeq and is a predicted model, not a curated record. NCBI's taxonomy places the organism in Eukaryota, Metazoa, Arthropoda, Insecta, Hymenoptera, Formicidae. Gene Ontology annotation, molecular function: chitin binding. Gene Ontology annotation, cellular component: extracellular region.
CGCUUCAAGUUCCUCGGCUCUACUCGCUGUUAACGCUCUCUCUCUCUCUUUCUCUUUUCUUUCCUUCUUCUCUCCCUCUUCCUUUUUUUUUCUCUUCCUUCGCUCGCGAAAUCAACGCGAACGAGACCGCGCGGCGCUCGCUCGCGCGAGUGUGCGACGACGUGCGUUUCCCCUUCGCUACCCCCCGGUAUCGGAGCCGGUAUCGCGUGUGUGCUACGAUUUUGGAGAUUUAGGGGUUCCGCGAGAUUCUGAGGAUCCAGUGAUAGUGUUGUCACCAUCGGCAAUCGGAUCCGCUUGCGGGGCUUAACACCAGAGUCGUGGCUGACGAUCUACCAAACAUGUUGCGCCUCGUGGUCCUUUUCUUUCUAUGUAUAGCUGCUACUUACACACCUGGUCACUGCGAGGCAAGAGCAUCGCGAGAUGUCGAGCAUGCGAGACUGCCAGAGUUCCUCACGGAAUUGGACCUGUCGAGUCUCGAGGCAUCCGAGGAAGACGUCGAAGCGUUGAAGAAAAUCGUAAAAAGGCUGGCGCCCGAGAAGAACGGCGAGUACCAAGUUUACCAAGUCUUCUUCGGUAACGAGGACCUUCUCAAGGAGUGGCUCAAAGGAGCGGACGUGACAGGGCAGCCCGGGGUGGAUUAUCCAGCUCUCACGUCGAUUCCAACCACUUCAUUCAGCUGUCGCGGUUUAAGAGGGGGAUAUUACGCGGAUUUAGAGACAAAUUGCCAAGUAUUCCACAUCUGUGACAAUGGACGGAAGAUCUCGUUCCUAUGUCCCAACGGUACCAUCUUUCAACAGUCGCAGCUUAUAUGCGACUGGUGGUUCAAAGUGGACUGCAGUAAGUCCACGGAAUUGUACGAACAGAGCGCCGAGCAAUUGGCCGAGGAGGAGAAGAAACGUGCAGAUGCGAGGAAGAUGAAAUCUGAGUACCAUCGCGUGGAACAGCAGGAUAACGCGGAUUACUACGAGACCCAGAAUGUUGAUUACGACGGCAGGCAGAAUGGCAGGACGAAUCCGUACGGCCAGUCCGCUGUCAAUCAGAAUCAAAUUCCGGCGAAGCAGGAAUUCAAGUCCGCCCAGCACUUUAGAUCAAACAACAAUCGGGAUUCCGGUCGUUUCCAGGAGAACAGCGCAAACGCGUUGCGGACUAAUGAGAAAACGAGCCAAACGUCUGAGAGCUUCAACCAGCAACCGAAACAACGACAGUAUCACGACGGUGGCUCGAAUUAUCAGACAAGCAACAGGCAGAGAAAUCAACUAGUGGACACGCAGGGGGGCGGUAAGUUCAACUACGAGCAGGGGAAUAAGUUCCAGGAUACUCGGCAGAAUUACCAGAAUAACGCGCAGGACUAUUAUCGGCCGGAUCAGAAUACGCCGUUCAACAAUAACGAGAAGCCAGGAUUCAGAGGCGCAAAGUCGCGACCCUCGACGCGAAACAAUUUGUUCAGUUCCAAUCAAUCCCAAAAGUCUACGCCGGUUUACAUGGAGACCACGACCUUCCGAACCACGACCGCGGUGCCUCCGAGGGAAUACCAGCAGUUUGCAGAAAGCGCCGCGUUCGUGUCGAAUCGAGGAAAUCGCUUCAACUCGGGCAAAUCCGAGAGUAAUCGGCAGUUCUAUUAUCAUUCGUACGAUUAUCAAGAUCAUUCCACGGUCGAUUAUCGCGAUCAGGAGACGACCACCUUGACGGCGCCAGAGAGAAACCAAGAGGCCGAAACAGUAUCCUUCACGCCGAAAACAAACGCUCCUUCGUUCCCGGGACCCACGUUCGCUCCCAUUUAUAAACCCAGAACGACGACGUUGCCGCCUUACGAAACGACUUUGCAGUACACGCCGACAACCGAGACGUCCUUCUACAGCACAUCCUAUUACGGACAAGACGAUAUUCCGGAAACCACCGUUUACGCCAACACCGCGACCGUAGAUGAGUAUUCGACUACGGAGUCCUACGCUACGCACAGCAAUCUGCAGACUCCUGCCGCAAUAGGAAGGGUACCGCCACUCGCUGGAAAUUAUCAAAAUCAGUACGUUGCUCACAGAGUGACCCAUCAGAGGAACACCGAUCGCGACACAGCCUCUUUCGCGACAUCGCGUCCGUACUUAAAUACAGAAAGCUAUCGGCACAACGUACCGGCUAAUGUCACGUCAAGUGUCAGCCAGGAAGAAGCUCGCGAUGCUGCGAUUCGUUCCAAUUAUCAAAACGAGAACAAGAUAGCGGAUAUCGAAAUUAAAGGUACAACGAGGGAUCCCUGGCGCGCGUCCUCGCAGAGCUUCCGGCAAAACUCUAUCAGCUCGACCGAAAAGCCAUGGAAAAGCACGAACGUUUAUCAGCUAAACGGAUCCACCAGCAAGACCUUGAGUCCUUAUGACACGAGUUUCACUUACAAACAAGGGAAAGUACUGUCUACCUUAGGUCCUUAUAUACCGUUUACGAAGAAUUACGUUUACUCGACGAUGACUACGACUCCGACACCGAAGCCAUCGGCUACCGUGCCGACUUACAGCUCCACCUUAACCAAUUAUCGCAUAACGGCGAGCAAUCUUUUACCCAAGAUGAAAUCUUCGCCCCCGGUAACGAGCAGGCCUAAAGACAGAGCGACUUAUCUGCCCGAGGUGACCAGCAAGCGACCAACGACCUUGGAAGACAGGCCGUACGCCGAACGGGAACACGCACUUAGCAUGUUGCAUUCUCUUCAGGGUCUGGAAAACAACGCGAAUAGUCUGAGUGAGAUCAGCAAAAAGAGCGGAUCUGAUCGGGGCGUGCCGUUUGCGCCCGGUCCGUCUACCUUGCAUUCAUUAGCCCUAUACUUCGCCACAGCUAGUGACAAUCUCAACUCGAACGAGACCGCCGAAUCCACUGCGAGCGUCGAGCAUCAGGAGGUUGAAGGCAGAGAAGAUGACCAUUCGCGCAACGUAUCUAUUGAAUUACCCAUCAACAUCCUCACGCAACACACCAUCACGUCAUACGCCGAAUUAUUCAAUCUGAACAAUGCGCUUGAGGGAAACGCCACGAUAGCCGAAUUUGCGGCGGAGAUCGAUAACGUCGCCAGUGAGAUUGAGAACGACGACGACGACGACGAUCUCGACAUCGAACAGAGCGAAGGCCCAGUGAACGGCGCGAAGAGAUCAAAUAAUACUAAAUUGCGCGAGUUGGCCCAGGUCUUCACUCACGCUUUAUCAGCAUACUUGCAGAAUCCGGACACCUUCAAAAAAGUGCUCACGGAGAUUAGGCCCACGCAACCUCCGGAUACGACCGACGGCGGUCAAUACGGGACGACGACGUUGUAUCCGACCACGGCGGAGGAGUACUCGUCGGUAACCAAAGAGAAGGAUGAAGUCCUGGACUUUUCGGAUGACACGGACGCGUCCAGAAGACGCAAACCGUCUACCGUAUUUCCUACCACUUUGCAAUCGUCUACGACCACUGAUAGAUCGUAUUUGACUUAUUACACGACACCGUACGACGAAUAUUUUUCAACGAGUGAGACGCGCAGACCAAUUUAUUAUCCGAGUACAACGUUCUUACCGCCCGGCACUUCAUCGCCCGAUUCGGAAGAUUACAUCGAUUCGUCGACGCAGAAUGGCAACACAUUCGCCUUUGAAGUGAAUCGCGCUUUCACCACCACUACAGGCGACAUUCACAAUUAUGACAGCGACACGAGAGACUCGACUGAUCUGUCGCCGGUCUACGAUAAUUAUUUCCCAUUGUAUGAAGACGGAAAUCGAGAGAAGAUCAGGGGGUCUCGCAAUAAUACAGCUAGAACCUUUCAGCCGUAUGGCAAGAACGUUAAGACGAAGGGCGCUACGCCUAUAAGUAAUUAUGUGGCAUCGUCGACGCUGGCAUCUUUCCAGCAACCCGUAGAAACAACUUCGUCCAGCUGGAGUAGAGGUUCCGCCGGCGAUAAACCUGUUCAAAAUCUGACACCGCCUCAUUAUCAGCGCUUUGGUAAUGUGAAGAGUUUCGAGCUGUCAAAUAGCAUCGUGCCGAAUCAGAUACGCUCGACGACACCUUUGUCGAGAAGCAAGCCUUCCUACGAUACAGCUAGCACUACCGUUCAACCUUUCAGGAUACGUUAUUAUGAUUCGACAACGUCGUUGCCCGAGGAUCGGAAGACCAACCCUGAGUCUCUCGUCACGGCUCGCAGCUCGUAUGUGAAGUACAGGAACAGCUACAAUCGUAUAGAGGGCAAUCGCGAGGAAGAUACUCGUAAGCCCGUGGGAAACCCGUCGACAACGGCAGCAACGACGAUUGGAGACAACGUCGGGACAUUGGACCCGAUCACCGCGACCGUCAGCGACGUCAUUCCGUAUACCGCUACCGUUGUUCGCGCUACCCCCGGUAAACCAACCAGCACGUCGUCCACCAGACAUCCCAAUUCGUUGAACAACAAUCACUGGACCUCCUCGGCUCUUCUAAGAUUGCCAGUUAACGAGUUCAGUUCCGAAGAAUCGCGAGAGAUCGUUGCCGGUAUCAGCAGACUCAAUCUUCCUAGUGGAAAGACACGAACGGUCAUUUUAUCAAAUUACACAACGACGAAGGCUCCACAGACGUCGUCCGUGAGACCAACGCCGUCCGCACCAUCCAUCACUACGUUCCGCAGUAAGACGGGACGAAGGUUCCGAACGACCACGGAGAGUGUCCGCAGUUUUGCCAGAAGAUCGGACGAUGUUGUCCAGACGGACACGAACAAUUCCUUAGCGGAGGACGAGACCAUCGCGUCCGACAAUCGAGCUCUCGAGCUUCUCAGGUCACUCUACACGAUAGCCGCCAAGUGGGGCUGAGGGACCGCACAAUCGACGACCGAUCGGAACUACGCGUGCGUCAGAAAACUCGCGAGAUGAAAAUCUCGCUGAAGUAUCAGAAGACGAUUCAUCUGUCGAUACGUCUCUCGGAGUAGAUCGUUGCUGUCAUCGCGUCAUUUCGUCUAGCCUAAAUUCGAGGAGGGUUCGUAGAGCUCGAACCCGGUGAAUCGGUUUUGAUCUCGGCCCAUGAAUCGACAUGAUAAGUAAAAAUCUGAUGUACGAAUGUUUCCUCGGAAGACACGAUGAUAUCGUACUUCUUAUCGAAUAGGAUCCGCAACGUGUGAUUAUCAUUGACUUUGCUAUUUUUGAGAAGAGAAUUUCUUAUUUAAUUACAAUGUUUGAUAUAACUUAUUACACUUUCGGAAAUUGAGAAAUUAGAUUUGAGCUAAAGAUUCGGUAUCUUUGGUCUCGGAUCGAUAAUAUGCAUCUCGGACAGCAAAGUUCGAUUUAACUUAGGGCCGAGAUUGACACCCGCGCUCGCGGAUAUUAAGUAAGUUGUGUGACGACCGGUUUCUCAAAAUGUAAUCUGUGACAGCUGCUUGAUAUCCGCGAUCGAGCAUAACUCGUCGGUUAAUAUGCGGAGUCCCGAUCGAUCAUCGAUCGAUAAAAUCGUGGUAUAAUGAUUAACCGGCUGUAGUCCGACAAGUUAAGAUUAUGUAUUUGCUCUCGCCGUCCCUUUUAUUAAGAAUAAAACAUCGAUCGCCUUGAAACAUCGGUAACUGUUACUUGCAAAAAAUGCCUGCCAUACUCUUCGUCCUUCCUGUUUGACGAUUUUUGUGUGAAUGUUACCGUGAAUAUUCAACUUAACUCUCUCAUUAUCGAAUAAUUUUAAUUGCUUAGCAAAGUAUUUUAAUACGUUUUACUUAUUUUUAGCAUGUAAUAAUACAACAACAAGGUAUCCUUGAAUUUUUUCCUCAUAAUAAUUUUACAAGCUUGCUUAAUAACAUUGCAUAAUCGUUAAAUGAUCAUUUGUCAAUAAUUGUUUGUUUACGUUUGUCAAAAAUACUAUCUACGUUUUGAAAAAUAGAUUUUAUUUCAUUGCUAAAUAAUUCGAUGAAAAUUUAUGUAAUCCUUUCAUUUAAAUCUAUUUAAUUCUGUCAUAAUUGUCAUUUGGAAUAAAUAGUUUAAUUUUAUCGUUGAUAUAUAGAACACGAGAGAGACACAGAUAAACAGUGGUUAUUAUAUUUGAAACCCGAUUAUACUCGAAAACAGUGAGUGUGCAUACCGGCAUAAAGGGAUUUGUAUGACUAAUUCGCUCCGCUCUUCUCAUAAUAUUGCCAAGUACAUCGUCAAAUUGCUACUCGUCUUUGUUGAAUAGCAUGCGAAAUUGGCGGAAUGUGUGAUGGCACGUGGUGGAUUGCACUGUACGUUUAUGGUUAUUUGUACCGGUUUGACUGUAUAUGUGACACAAUUUCGCCUCCUCCCUUUCCUCUCCCCCGCGUAUCUUUUCAAUUCCAGGUCACUUUCCAGGUCCUUUCGAAAAAUCCGCGUCAAUUCCUGGACAGUGUAUUAAUUCCCGCCAGUGGGAUUAAAUUGAUAUUCGCGGGUUGUGUCGUACGAACUCUCCAUCGUCCCAUACAAACUUGCCGUCGAACUGUUGUUACGUUCAGUAUUACGAAAAGACUCUCCGAAGAGGAUCCGCCCAACAUCCAGCGGCGGAUACGCGAAAUUAUUUAUUCAAUAUCUUCGCGCUAUUGCGAUUCCUAUGUCCCGGCUAACAGUAAGCUAACUUGUAUCUUUCAUGAAAUUACGGUGUUGGUAACGUUCUCUUUCGUUUGGGCAUUUCGAGAUCGGCGGUGCUCUUUCCUCCCGAUCCCGAAACGUCCAAACGGGGUUUCUAGGUCAUUAUUUAAGUACCGCGACUUUUAGCGACUUGUAGCCGUAUCGACUUUAUGUAAUAUACCUUUGUACAGUAUGUGAAUAAAUAUACAGGGUUUUGUUUACCCGUGUUUUACCUGUCAAAUGUUCCUUAUAAUGCUUUUAUUGAUGCUUUCAUUACCAACAUCGUUCUUUAAAAAAAUGCACAUGUUAUAUUUAUUACGUU